Molecule: messenger RNA, 1557 nt
Organism: Pseudovirgaria hyperparasitica
Lineage: Eukaryota; Fungi; Ascomycota; Dothideomycetes; Acrospermales; Acrospermaceae
Exons: 1
Coding region: 1-1557 (518 amino acids)
Source: RefSeq, a predicted model, not a curated record
AUGCAGACAAAUUCGCCUCUCGAGACAAUCAAGCCAUCUGAACUUUUAAGCAAUGAAGCCGCCAGUAAUGAAGCCGCCAGCAAUGCAGAAGACAGCAAUGCAGAAGACAGCAAUGCAGAAGACAGCAAUGCAGAAGACAGCAAUGCAGAAGACAGCAAUGCAGAAGACAGCAAUGCAGAAGACAGCGGUGAAGAAGAUAGGCAGUCAUUCUCCGAAGUUCUGGCUUCGAUACGGCAAGAGAAUAUUGUCCCUUUUUGUAUAAAAAUUCGUGAGCGCAUCGAGCCGUCAUUCGGCAAACAAUUCAUUCCAUCUCAGAGGCUAAACGUUACUCUCGAGCCAAACCUUUUUGGAUCUUAUCAUACUCUUUUUCUAAUCAAAUUUCAAGACAAUGUUCGCUGGAUUCUUAAGGUUCCUGCCGUUGGAACAAAAGAACAUUUCAAUUCUACAUCCGCCGCUGCCCUCAGAUCGGAGGCCUUGACCAUGCGUCUUAUUCGAAGAAGCACGUCAAUACCCGUCCCAGAAAUCUUUUCUUUCAACUCCUCCCUCGAUAAUGAUCUAGGAGUUCCCUUUAUCCUUAUGAGUUUCGCAGACGGGGCUUCAGCGUAUGAGGUCUGGUUUGACAAGUCCAUCGCCACGAAUGAGCUACAGGCUCGUAGAACGCAGCUUUUGGAAGAUCUGGCAGCAGCCAUGAUCCAGCUAGAUCGGUUUGCUUUCAAAACUGGAGGUGCACCAGUUUUUGGUGAAGAUGGCGACAUCACAGAAAUUGGUCCUAUGAGAUGUACUGACCAUCAGCGCAUGCUCGAACGAUUGGAUACAAAUGACGACGAUGAAACGCCAUUGUACUACACUGCUGGCCCCUUUAUCUCCCCCCGUGCAUUCUACCGGCAUGCUAUUGACAGGGAAGAGCCACCCUCCAGUCCUGUGCACCAAGGUAUCCGGAAGCUACUUGAGCUAUUUAUCGACUGGAUUCCUGAUCUCCAAGCCGAGACACCAUUCGUCCUUACGCAUCCGGACUUUAACUUUCAAAAUAUCCUUGUUUCCCCACAAGGCCGACUGCAAAGCCUAAUUGACUGGGAUGGUGUUACAGUUGUGCCUCGCAGCAUUGGAAAUGAAACACUACCUUCAUUCCUUACUCGGGAUUGGGAUCCGGCCAUGUACGCAUGGAACGAAGACAUGGAGCGCGGUAUCGAGCCCACUGGACUGUGGGAAGAUUCACCAGACACCUUGCAACGGUAUCGUCGGACUUAUCAAGAGCUAUUCAAAGCUCAAUCUUCUUCUACAUUAGACACUGACCCCUCCAUGACAAAGCUCUCGCUAUAUGUGCAGAACUUGGUUAUUGCUGCUGAAGACAUUAUCUGUCGAUAUGAAAUUGUUAAUAAGUUUAUGGAAGAAAUCUUACCAUUAUCACUUAGUCUAGCUAAGGUCGAGGAAAGGGAGAAGCUCGCGGAAAACUUCAACGUGUUUGAUAUAUCGUCUAGCCUUGUAGAUGGCACCCUUGAGGAGAGGUCUAUUGACCUCCUUCGAAGAGGCUUCGAAGCUCUACUACGCCAAGCAUAG